Messenger RNA from Medicago truncatula (barrel medic), 1021 nucleotides. RefSeq names its product zinc finger protein 2. Lineage: Eukaryota; Viridiplantae; Streptophyta; Magnoliopsida; Fabales; Fabaceae. Gene Ontology annotation, biological process: negative regulation of abscisic acid-activated signaling pathway. The coding region runs from base 160 to 669 and encodes 169 amino acids. The transcript has a single exon. The record is from RefSeq and is a predicted model, not a curated record.
UUGAGUUUAGUUGAGUUGAGUUGAAUUAAAACUCUUUAUGUUUCACAUUCACACACUAUUCCCCUCCAUAUAUAGUACACUUUGAGUUUCAACUUUUAAACCAUUAUACCACUAAAACUUCUUUCAUCUCUCUUUCUCUCUUAAUCAAUAGCUAUAAUCAUGAAUAAUUUUCAUCCUAAUACUUUUCUUCACUUAAACCAACCAGAUAAUGAGAAUAUUCAUCAUCUGAAUCUAGAUCUUGUUCUUGAACCUUCUUCUUCUUCUUCAUCAUCAUCUUCAUCUAUGGAGCAAAGGAUAUUCUCAUGCAACUAUUGUCAAAGAAAGUUUUAUAGCUCUCAAGCUUUGGGAGGACACCAAAAUGCUCACAAGCUUGAAAGGACACUUGCAAAGAAGAGUAGGGAGAUGAGUUCAGCCAUGCAAUCUUCUUAUGCUGAAUUACCAGAACACCCUUCAAACUUUUCUACUAAUUACCAUCUUGGAAGUCAUGGAAAUGCUCAUCUUGACAACAACUAUAGACAAGGUCAUGUGAUGAGGCAUGGUGGAAGAAAAGAUCAGUUUAGUUAUGGUAAUUCUAAGGAAGGUGGGGCUUCUUGGUCAAGGGGUUAUAAUAGUAAUUCUGAAAAUGUUCAGGAGGAUAUUAGCCAACUUGAUUUGUCCUUAAGGCUUUGAAAUUCAUUAAAGUUACUAGAAAAAGUUGAAAUAAUUAAGAACGGAAAUUAGAGACAGAGAAAAAUAAAUUGGUCACCGAAAUAAAUUAGAAACAAAUUUUUUCUGUCUCUAAAUUUCCGUGGCUACUUCAACUUCUUUCAGUAGUUUAUAUACAUAGUUUGAUUGAAGGUGCUUAAGGCUAUAACAAUUAUUUGAAGUGUCAAUUUUUAGAAGAUAUAUGAGGAUAUGUGAACUGGCACUUUUUCUUGAGAAGGUAAGUUAAAGGAAACUGAGUUUCAGGUUACAUAUUAGGUUUAUACUAGUAUGUUGAAGACUGUUUUUGUAUUUAUGGUUUUCAUUGUAUGUUCUUGUA